Molecule: messenger RNA, 2102 nt
Organism: Protopterus annectens (West African lungfish)
Lineage: Eukaryota; Metazoa; Chordata; Ceratodontiformes; Protopteridae
Gene: MRPL40
Product: mitochondrial ribosomal protein L40
Exons: 3
Coding region: 80-550 (156 amino acids)
Cellular component (GO): mitochondrial large ribosomal subunit; mitochondrial ribosome
Source: RefSeq, a predicted model, not a curated record
CUUUCAUGCAUUCUGGAAUACACAGAUUCGUGAAGGUCACUGGCAAACAUCAUUUCUUACUCUUCGAGCUUCUCUUCCAAUGAGAGCGGAACCUAAAAAAAAGAAGAAAGCUGAUCCUAAAAGAGAGCAAGCAGUGAAAGAUCGUUUAAAGAAGAGGCUGAAGAAACUGGAAAAGAUCCCACCAGAACUGAUUCCUAUUGAGGAUUUUUUGAUCCCUACGAAAUUCAUGAAUGAAACACGGGUGAGGGCAGAUUCCAAUCUUUCUUUUGAAGAAAGUGAGAGACGUGCUCUCCUAAUGAAGGAAUGGUCAAGAUACAAAAAACAGCAACAUGAUGCGGAGAUGAAAAUGAUCAACUCAGUGUUGGAGGCCCAACAAGAGGCACUGAAGGAGCUACGGUUGGAAUCUGAAAAACUUUAUCAGGAAGCAAUUAAACGAGAUCAAGAUCUGAUCCCUCUGGAGAAAGAGGGUCCUUCCCACACCCCACCCAUUACAGGAUACCAGGCACCUGAAGGCAAAUACAAUGACAUCACAAAAGUAUACACUCAAUAAAAUUGAAAAGGUUGCUCCUAGAUAUCCAUGUGUAUGCAUUCCUGCAAUGUACGUGAACACCAGAGGGGAUUUAAACAAAAUUUGUCAGCUUGAGCUAAAGUGUGUAAGAAAAGGAUAAUCAAGUUGAAUAUAAGCAAAGUCCUUUAUCAAGAAUAUAUGUUUUGUACCAUUAUGCAAAUAAUGAAAGUGUACUGUUGAUUAACUGUAGUGUGUGUCUAUCCCAUGAUCUCCUGUAAAGGUAACAGAGGACUUUUUCCUGUGGGUGACCUAUACUUAUAAACAGUUUGCUUAAGGCUUCAAUUAGCAUGCUAAUUUGCUGAGGAAAUGCAGCUGUUUGUGAAUUAAAAGUACCCAUUUUGUUUAAAGUCUGACAUAUGAGCCAUUCUGGAAGGAUAUGAUGGUUUCCAAGUUGCUUUCCUUGAAUAUGAAAUUCUUCUUUCUUGCUUUUGACUAGAUUUUUCUAUGUUUUGGUGAACAGAGCUGAAGAUUGGAGGGGUAUAAUGACAGUAACUGUAUAAAAGUGCAGCCUUAUGUUGCUCUGAGUAGUUAUAAUUAAAGCAUUGACAUAUAUUGAGAGCAUCAAGCAAGGCAGUAAAAUGUUCUUACCCUCAUGUCUUUGAGUCUGCAACUGAGUUUGAUAUAACCACAGUGUAUAGAGAACUGUCAGAAUUAGAAUAAAGAGCUAAGAGUAUGGAUAAGGAAAUCUGUAUAUCAAGACGGUCAUUUAGAAUGGCUCAUUUCAUGUUCGUUUGAAGGCAGGUAAACACAAGUGCUGCAACAAGUCUGUGUGUAUGCUUUAACACCCCUAAUAUUAGUCCAAAGUCAAGUAGGACCAUAUUUAUUUAAUAUGACAUAAGGCCUAGCAUUGUACCCUGCCAAACGAACCUUAAACUGAAGUCAUUCAUGCAACUCCUAUGGUCAUAAAUUCAACAAAACAAAAAAUGUUUCAGAAAUUAUUUGAAAUUGCACACGUACUAGUUUGGUAGCUUGAACAAGUGUGUCAAGUGCAGUAUAAACUAUUGUUCCAGCUUUCCAAAUUGGUUAUUGGCCUGCCCUCAAGGAUGGCAUGGAAAGUGGGAAUGUUUCAUGGUUUCUUAAGUUAGAAAAAAUAAAGUUCCUUGAAAAUUGCAAAGAUUCACUGGAUUUGGGUAACUGUGUGGUUCAUAGAUCUUGUUUUCUACAUUUUCUAGCACUUGAUAACUCAUAGAGUUGGGUUAGUAUAUACAGAACUGAUGCAGUUGGCAUAGUCAUGAAGAACCCUGGACAGUUGCUGUGUGGACAGGAAUAAAUGUUUUUUUAUAUCUAUACGAUUUAAAUGUUUUAAUUGUUAAACUAAUUCUUAAAGUUCAGGAAAACACUGUACCACGCACAACACGUCACACCAUUUACUUGGGUAAUAAGCUAGAGUAAAUGGGCAAAUAAUGCUGAAAAAUGGUACAAACUUUAAUGUUUAUGUGCAGACCUAUACCUGUCUCUGUGGUUUGGAGUGAGCAAGAAAUUGGCAUAGGGUCCACUUGACAGAAAAAAAAUAAUAAAAGAACAGAUAAACUAA